GCUGACGCGGCGUUAGAGUGGUUCCCUAUAACCCGGAGGAGCGGCGACGUGUCAGUCCUCUCUCCCCCGCUCACACACGCAGGCACUCAGGAGGACAAGCUGAAAUUAUGGCACCCAAAGGCGGUAAUAAGCAGCAGUCUGAGGAGGAUCUCCUCCUGCAGGACUUCAGCAGGAACCUCUCGGCUAAAUCCACGGCUCUCUUCUACGGAAAUGCGCUCAUCGUGUCCGCCAUUCCCAUCUGGCUUUUCUGGAGGAUCUGGCACAUGGACCUGGUUCAGUCGGCAGUUCUGUACGCAGUCAUGACUCUGGUCAGCACCUACCUGGUGGCCUUCGCGUACAAGAACGUUAAAUUCGUCCUCAAGCACAAAGUGGCUCAGAAACGUGAAGACGCCGUUUCUAAGGAAGUGACCCGCAAGCUGUCCGAGGCCGACAACCGCAAGAUGUCCCGCAAAGAGAAGGACGAGAGGAUUCUGUGGAAGAAGAAUGAGGUGGCGGAUUAUGAAGCCACGACCUUCUCCAUCUUCUACAACAACACUCUGUUCCUGGUGCUGGUCAUCAUCGCCUCCUUCUUCCUGCUGAAGAACUUCAACCCCACAGUGAACUACAUUCUGUCCAUCAGCGCCUCGUCUGGACUCAUCGCUUUGCUGUCCACAGGCUCAAAGUGAGAGAGGGAGAGAAACCAGGGAGAACAAACAUGGAGGGUUGAACAGCUGAGAGACUCGGGUUGUGUGUGUGUGUGAGAUGGAGAAUUUUGCUGUGUGUGUGUGUGUGUGUGUGUGUGUGUGUGUGUGUCCAGGGAAUGGGUUGCAGGAGACUUUAUCAUUUCACAUCAGUGGACUUUCAUGAAAUUCAUGACCCGUGUGCUGCCCAGGAGUCAUUUCGGACUCUUUCACUUUUUAUACCAAUAAAUGAGCGUAAACCCUGA
Hemibagrus wyckioides is the source of this 925-nucleotide messenger RNA. It is a transcript of the gene ssr3, whose product is annotated as signal sequence receptor, gamma. The transcript has 5 exons. Gene Ontology annotation, biological process: SRP-dependent cotranslational protein targeting to membrane. NCBI's taxonomy places the organism in Eukaryota, Metazoa, Chordata, Actinopteri, Siluriformes, Bagridae. The record is from RefSeq and is a predicted model, not a curated record. Gene Ontology annotation, cellular component: membrane; endoplasmic reticulum. The coding region runs from base 108 to 665 and encodes 185 amino acids.